AUGCUACCUCAUAAACGAGCAGAUUCCCCAUUCAAGUCUAACUCGGUGUCAAGAGUUGCUUCUUCGGCUAGAUUAAAUCAAUUGAAUCAAGAUUUUAAAAAUUUAGAUUCAUCAAUUCCAUCAACACCAUCAGCAUAUGUUACUUCGUCAUUAAAUCCAACUAGAAAUAUACCGACAACUCAAGAUAAUAUAAACAGUAAGAUACGAACGGAAGAUGAACUUCAAGAUUUUAACAAUUUACCGAUUAUUCAAAUACUAGAUGAAUUUAAAGAUCUACUUGGAAAUAUAAAUGAAGAUAUAUCACAUUAUAAAGACGUUGACUUUUUCACGAACGUCGAGAAAAUUAUAAAAGUCAAUGAAAAUCUAGAGAAUGAGAUACAUGAAUUGAGUAAACAUAAAGAAAGAGGUGAAAAAUUAUCAAAAUUAACGAAAGUAAAUGAAAAUCUAGAUAAUCAACUUAAAACAAACUUAAAAAAAUUAUUAGAAUAUAGAUCGCAAUUGAAAAAAUUACCAAAAUUACCAAAAGAACCACAAGGCAAAGAGAACGAAUAUAGAAUACAAAAUAAAAACAUUGAUGUAAAUAAAUUACUAAAUUAUUCAAUGAAAUUAGCGAAAUUUACAAAAGCACCAGCAGCAGUAGGAAAUAUGGCAUUUCAGAUACAUCCUAAUAAUUAUAUAUGGCCAGCUGAAGAUUCUUUGAGAAGAGGUAUGCUUGCUAUGAGCUCUUUACAAGGUGAUGAAAUUAUAAAUUUUGAAUUAAAUGAUGGUAAAGUAAAAGAAGAAGAUGAAGAUGAAGAUGUAAAAACUGAAGAAACAAAACCCGAAGCUCCGAGAAAGAGACAUUCACAUAGUUAUGGUGAUGACAAUAGACCUAAAUCUGAAGAACAACAGCCUUCAAUGGAUUUGAACUUAGAUUUAUUCGAUCCAGAUGAUGAAUACUCGGACUAA
Lodderomyces jiufengensis is the source of this 948-nucleotide messenger RNA. It is a transcript of the gene MED4, whose product is annotated as Med4p. The transcript has a single exon. Bases 1 to 948 code for a protein of 315 amino acids. The record is from RefSeq and is a predicted model, not a curated record. NCBI's taxonomy places the organism in Eukaryota, Fungi, Ascomycota, Pichiomycetes, Serinales, Debaryomycetaceae. Gene Ontology annotation, molecular function: transcription coregulator activity. Gene Ontology annotation, cellular component: core mediator complex; mediator complex. Gene Ontology annotation, biological process: regulation of transcription by RNA polymerase II.